This is a messenger RNA of Sphaeroforma arctica JP610, 2030 nucleotides long. RefSeq lists its product as hypothetical. Gene Ontology annotation, cellular component: nucleus. The transcript is spliced from 7 exons. The record is from RefSeq and is a predicted model, not a curated record. Gene Ontology annotation, biological process: single strand break repair; double-strand break repair. Gene Ontology annotation, molecular function: single-stranded DNA binding; double-stranded DNA binding; 3'-tyrosyl-DNA phosphodiesterase activity. NCBI's taxonomy places the organism in Eukaryota, Ichthyosporea, Ichthyophonida. Bases 1 to 1392 code for a protein of 463 amino acids.
AUGCAACCUCAGGGUAACUACGUGCAGGACUUCCCGCUAAAGGUGGAUCAAAGUAUAAAUCCCUCAAGAUUCGAGAAGUCUUUAGCUUCCUACUUUGGACAACCGUGCUACAGAUACAAAGUCAAUGGCAGUCUGUCGACCCCAAUGGAAGUGCUCAAGCGGUACGACUAUACACUGGCGAUAGCCCACUUUGUACCACACAUCCCCGGGAGAUAUAAGCAUGCCUUGGCGGAGUCCAGGACCUAUGGCCUAGGUAGGCUCACGCAUCUUCUGAGUGGGACCAAUGUAGAUGAUCAGUUUCUCAAUGAGGACAGCAGUAUCGACUGCCAAUUCUCAAGCUUAGGAUCCUGGCAGGAGAAGACUACGUUCGAGACAUUCACCACCGCUCUAAGGACCAAUAGAAAUGGGGGGGAAACGAGCAAAGCCGCCAUUCGAUUGGUUGUGCCCACAGUCAAUGAGGUCGCGCAGUCUAUCGAAGGGUGGGCUGCGGGUGGUGAAAUCCCUAUUUCUUCCGCUAACCACAAACCAUUCCUAACAAAGCUGUACUACAGAUUCGCCUAUGGCGGGGAGUUAAGGCCGGGUGAACGAGCCUCGCGCGAACGUGCUAUGCCGCACAUUAAGACGUACACACUGAGGAACUGCAAGACUCACGAAGUCGCGUGGUUUGUUCUGACAUCGGCAAACAUGUCUGUGGCCGCCUGGGGUCAGGAUCAGAAGGGAAGCAGAUCAAUGUAUAUCCGAAGCUUUGAGGCUGGCAUUCUGAUUGAACCUGCGCUGUUGAAUACCAACUUGGCGGGAGCUCUCCAGUUUACCAACACACCGUCGCAAAGCCUUUAUUCGAUGGAGGAUAAGGCCGCGCUACUACGUGUGCCAGCUAAAGUCAAAUUGACAUGCCAGCCGUACAGUAUACCCACAGAACAAUCAGAUGACGUCUGUAAAGAUUACCUCCAAUCAAAGCACGAUGAUCAAGGAAAAAGCCAAUUAAGUAGCGGGGUGAAUGGCAAAGAUGAUACCAUCACGCUGUAUUUACCUUUACCGCACGAAGUCCGCAAUGCAACGCCUUACCCGUGUGGAUAUGGCAGCAGCACAUACUCCCCUGGCUCACUGGCAUGGGCCCGCGACUACAGCAAUCGGCCGUGGGCGUCCACAAUAAGAGAUGUACACGGACAGACAUUACUACAGAAUAGUACGAGCGGAUACCAGCCCAGUCCUAUAGAUCUCUCAAGAAGCACGGUCGGCGCAGAACCACCAAAUGCUGCUGUUAUAUACAAUACUCUACCGCGAGUAUCUGCCAAGGACACGUCUGUGAGCAUACCUGCGAAGCCUUCAUCUGGAAAGUCUCCGGAGGCUCCCCUAAAAGUCAACCUACACGGUACAAUUGAUCUGACAUAGUUUUCCCAAACUAUACGCUACCAUGGGGCAGUGCCACAGAGUGUCCGUGACUAGCACCCAAAUAGAUGCCCAGAGGCUAGGCUACAUAUACAUCCGACUGAGUCUGUGCGAAUAGCGACAGCUCAAUCGCAUACCAGCGCUCGCUUGAGCGGUCUUUCGAUGCGACAGUGGUCAUCUGGGCAGGAAUGAGAACCUUCAGCUGUCUUGAAUCCUCGCCAUGUCUUGUCAAAAGCGUUUUGUAUCAAGACUUAGUCUACUGGGCGUCCCAAGGUUACAGUACACAGGCACAUACAUUCACAUACAUUGUACUGCCCUGAACGCGUGAAGACUCGCGAAGAAUCCGACAAAGAAAUUGCCACGCAUGGCCUCCCAUAACAAACUUCUAUCAUACCAAAAGCUGGACGAUUCGCCUGAUCACUUGUAGAGCCAAUCCUAUGAUUGGAUGACACACAUGUGUGGCUAUACUGAGUGCGUUGAUGCCGCUCUCCCCGGAAAUUCGACACGAGCCUAUAUUCUUGUAGGGAAACAAUUGAUCUUAUGUGUGCACAUGCAUAUGUCUGCAAUAAAAUCUGAAAUUGCGAUCGUGGACGCAUAUAGAACAGUAUACAUCACAAAUUUAUAAAACGUUGUACAUGUCA